AUGUUGUUACACAUCUCAUGUUUUAGAAACUGUGGAGAGUGUAUAUUGUUACACAUCUCAUCCUCUGUCUUUAGAAACUGUGGAGAGUCUAUGUUGUUACACAUCUCAUCCUCUGUCUUUAGAAACUGUGGAGAGUGUACGUUGUUACACAUCUCAUCCUCUGUCUUUAGAAACUGUGGAGAGUCUAUGUUGUUACACAUCUCAUCCUCUGUCUUUAGAAACUGUGGAGAGUGUAUAUUGUUACACAUCUCAUCCUCUGUCUUUAGAAACUGUGGAGAGUGUAUAUUGUUACACAUCUCAUCCUCUGUCUUUAGAAACUGUGGAGAGUGUAUAUUGUUACACAUCUCAUCCUCUGUCUUUAGAAACUGUGGAGAGUGUACGUUGUUACACAUCUCAUCCUCUGUCUUUAGAAACUGUGGAGAGUGUAUGCCUUGUUACACAUCUCAUCCUCUGUCUUUGACAAGGAUGUGCCCUCCGGUAAAAAUUCAGUAA
This is a messenger RNA of Candidula unifasciata, 492 nucleotides long. The record is from the annotation of a GenBank genome assembly. Lineage: Eukaryota; Metazoa; Mollusca; Gastropoda; Stylommatophora; Geomitridae.